GGACCCGCCGGCUGGCUCGCGGGGCCUCGCAGCCCGACAGCCGAAUCGCGGGGCGCCUGGUGCCUGGGCCGGUGAGGACGGGCGCCAGCAUCCCUUGGCCGCGCGGGAGGCGGAGCUGCGAGGCCAUCAGCCUCUGCCCCGCGACCCUGCGUCCCAGUGCGCGGAACCUUGCGCUUCGCUAGGGAACAGUCCGAAGUCCACGCUAUGGAAGAGGAGAAAUAUUUGCCUGAGCUGAUGGCAGAGAAAGAUAGCCUGGAUCCAUCUUUUGUGCACGCCUCACGCCUUUUGGCGGAAGAAAUUGAAAAAUUUCAAAGUAGUGAUAUAAGAAAAGAAGAUGAAGAAAAGAAAUACCUUGAUGUUAUCAGCAACAAAAACAUAAAACUCUCAGAAAGGGUGCUGAUUCCUGUCAAACAAUAUCCAAAGUUUAAUUUUGUGGGGAAAUUGCUUGGACCAAGAGGAAACUCCUUGAAGAGGUUGCAAGAAGAAACAGGCGCUAAGAUGUCCAUCCUUGGCAAAGGAUCAAUGAGGGAUAAAGCAAAGGAAGAAGAACUAAGGAAGAGUGGGGAAGCUAAAUAUGUUCACUUGAGUGAGGAGCUUCACGUAUUAAUUGAAGUGUUUGCUCCACCUGGAGAAGCUUAUUCACGGAUGAGUCAUGCACUAGAAGAAAUUAAAAAAUUUCUUGUUCCCGACUACAAUGAUGAAAUUCGCCAGGAACAACUACGUGAAUUAUCUUAUUUAAAUGGUUCAGAAGAGUCUGGUCGUGGCAGAGGUCUUAGAGGUAGAGGAAUCAGAAUAGCACCCACAACUCCUUCAAGGGGUCGUGGGUGUGCCAUUCCUCCUCCCCCACCUCCCGGACGAGGUGUUCUCACUCCCCGAGGAACCACUCUAACCCGUGGAGCUCUUCCUGUGCCCCCUGUAGCAAGAAGUGUUCCUACUCCAAGGUCCAGAGGUGCACCUACAGUGCCCGGAUACAGGGCACCCCUUCCCCUAGCCCAUGAAGCAUAUGAUGAAUAUGGAUAUGAUGAUGGCUAUGGGGGUGAAUAUGAUGACCAGACCUAUGAGGCUUAUGGUAACAGCUAUGUCACCCAAACACAAAGUGUGCCUGAAUACUAUGACUAUGGUCAUGGAGUAAGUGAGGAUGCCUAUGACAACUAUGCACCAGAAGAAUGGACCACAACCCGCACCAGCCUGAAGGCAGCACCACCAAGGUCAGCAAGAGGGGGAUACAGGGAACACCCUUAUGGUAGAUAUUGAAGGUUCUCCUCACCUGUGACCUCACUUCCAAGACAAUAUAUAACCUCUGGUCUGCACAUAAACAGGAACAUGACAAGUAAUGGUCCUUUUUUCUACUAUAGGUAUAAUUAUUUAUGAUUAUGCCAUAUAUUUCUUGUACUUCCCCCUCUACUGUUUGGUGUAACAUUGGAAUUAGCAUUAUUUUUUAAUAUGGACUAAAAUUGGCAAGCAUUGUCUAUAAACCAUUUAGUAGGAUGAUAUAUUCCCUUGGUUGUUUUUCAUUAUUGUGUAUAAUC
This is a messenger RNA of Suncus etruscus (white-toothed pygmy shrew), 1529 nucleotides long. It is a transcript of the gene KHDRBS2, whose product is annotated as KH RNA binding domain containing, signal transduction associated 2. Lineage: Eukaryota; Metazoa; Chordata; Mammalia; Eulipotyphla; Soricidae. Gene Ontology annotation, molecular function: mRNA binding; poly(A) binding. The coding region runs from base 205 to 1254 and encodes 349 amino acids. The record is from RefSeq and is a predicted model, not a curated record. Gene Ontology annotation, cellular component: nucleus. The transcript has 9 exons. Gene Ontology annotation, biological process: regulation of alternative mRNA splicing, via spliceosome.